Bipolaris sorokiniana ND90Pr is the source of this 1007-nucleotide messenger RNA. RefSeq lists its product as uncharacterized. Gene Ontology annotation, biological process: retrograde vesicle-mediated transport, Golgi to endoplasmic reticulum; protein retention in ER lumen. The transcript is spliced from 4 exons. The record is from RefSeq and is a predicted model, not a curated record. Gene Ontology annotation, cellular component: Golgi membrane. NCBI's taxonomy places the organism in Eukaryota, Fungi, Ascomycota, Dothideomycetes, Pleosporales, Pleosporaceae. Bases 119 to 685 code for a protein of 188 amino acids.
CACGACUCAACAACUUGCCCCUACUAAAGACGCGCCAUUCCGACCACACCAUCGCCAGUGUCGCCAUAUUCACGAUACAGUAUUCAUCGCACAAAACCGAAAAUUAAGCGACGCAGCCAUGGACGCCCCAGAGCCUGAUACCCCCUUCUCUGCGGUAACAGCGCAAACCACAAAGUAUGGACGGAUGUUCCAAGCAUACCUAGACAAGUCAACGCCAUACACCACAUACCGAUGGGGAGGAAGCGGAGUCCUCUUCCUGCUCUUUGGUCUGCGCAUAUUCCUCGCUCAGGGAUGGUACAUCGUUGCCUACUCUCUUGGCAUCUACCUCCUGAACCUAUUCCUCGCCUUCCUCUCUCCCAAAUUCGAUCCAGCGCUCGAACAAGAUGAAGGCAUGGAAGACGGCAACGCCUCGGGGCUUCCCACAAAAGAAGAUCAAGAAUUCCGCCCAUUUGUCCGUAGGCUGCCUGAGUUUAAGUUUUGGUACUCGACCACAAAGGCCAUUUCCAUCGGCUUCUUCUGCAGCUGGUUCGAGAUCUUCAACCUGCCCGUCUUCUGGCCCGUCUUGGUCGUUUACUGGCUGAUCCUGUUUGGCCUGACCAUGCGACGACAAAUCCAGCACAUGAUCAAAUACCGCUACGUCCCCUUCACCGUCGGAAAGGCGCGUUACUCGGGUGCUUCCAACUAAGCCAGCCCCCACCAAUCUGCAUCCGUCCACCUUUGAUUUCAUCAGAUUGUACAACUUUUGGGAAGGGGUUUCGCCCUUGGGCUGCUUGCAUCUAGGACACUGGCGCUUUUCCUUUUCAGGCGCGAUAGACUUGGGAAGCCUCGUUUUGGCAAAGACGAGAAUUGUUUUGGAAUCAGUAGUGGUGUGUUGGCUGAUACGAUAAUGGUUGGACGAUAUACGAUACUGUAUGCGUAGUCGAAUAGAUGGCGCGAUGCAGUCGCAAAUGUCAAAAACACGAUUAAUUCAAGGCAUUAGAUAUCUUUGCAUUUCAAUCUUUGGGAAA